AUGCCUUCGCCGACCUAUGACCAAAAUGAAUACCCAACGCCAUGUCAGACGGACUUCAAUAAAUAUUCCCCAAGCAUCACGACCAACAGCAUAGAUACGGGAUCAUCUGCAUCAUCUAAUAAAGAGCGUGAUAUUGAGUUUGCUCACUGCGAAUAUGGCCUAGCCCAAGUUGAUGGAGGUAUCCAGGCAUGGUUAUUUUUGAUAGCUUCCGCAAUGCUUGAAGCGUUGGUGUGGGGGUAUGCGUUUUCUUUCGGAAUUUUCCAAGAUUAUUAUAGUGCACAUGAGCCAUUUCGUGGAUCUGGAAACAUUGCUGUUAUCGGGACGUGCGCAAUGGGUAUUGCAUAUUUGCUUGCUCCAGUAGCUAUUGUGGCUAUGAUAUUGGUACCCCGUGUUGCUCGAUGGGUAUCGAGCAUGGGUGUGGUGAUCAUGUGUCUCUCCUUGGCUCUGAGUUCGUUCUCUACCAACGUGACACAUUUGAUCUUGUCACAAGGAAUUGGGUUUGGCGUGGGCGGAUGUCUGGCAUACACCCCCUCGAUUCUGUUCAUGUCGGAGUGGUUUUGCAAACGCAAGGGUCUUGCUUUUGGAAUUGUGUGGGCUGGCUCAGGGUUAUCUGGAGUGAUCUUUCCUCUAGUCAUCCAAUGGCUUCUUAAUCAAUACGGAAUCGAGGCCACCCUUAGGAUCUCGGCAGUGGCACUUUUCAUCCUUGCUGCCCCUUUUCUCUACUUUCAUAGGCCUCGUCUGCCUAUCCGCGAGAGUGUGUGCCACCAUCGACUCAACUUCCAUUUUCUAUGCAGCAAAGUAUAUAUCAUCUAUCAAAUUGGCAACACUGUCGAGGCUUUGGGCUUCUUUCUGCCAACUAUUUAUCUUCCGACUUACGCCCGCAGCCUUGGUGCAAACGAAUUUAUGUCCUCACUUACAGUGACGCUUGUCAACUUGACUUCAGUGUUCAGCUGCGUGUUUGUGGGGUUCCUUUCCGACCGAUACCAUAUCACCACGUGUAUCCUGAUUUCCACUAUUGGCACGGUCGUAUCGGUUUUCCUCAUUUGGGGGUUUUCGGUGACGAUUCCCUCUCUGUAUGUCUUUUGCAUUGCAUACGGUGUGCUCGCCGGUGGUUUCUCAUCGACAUGGUCCGGGAUUGCCAAUGAGAUCCAGCGAGCCAAUCCGGAGGCCGAUGCAACCGUUAUUUUCCCAUUUAUGGAAACCGGUCGCGGAAUCGGCAACGUAGCCAGUGGUCCGCUCAGUGAGGUACUGCUCAAGGCAGAUCAUUGGAAGAGUCGAGCUUGGGGAACUUAUGGAAGCGGUUUUGGCACACUUGUGGUCUGCACGGGUGCAACUGCUCUCGUAGGUGGAAUAUCUGUGAUCGCACGCCAAAUGAAAUGGGUCUGA
Messenger RNA from Penicillium cinerascens, 1386 nucleotides. RefSeq lists its product as uncharacterized. Gene Ontology annotation, biological process: transmembrane transport. Gene Ontology annotation, molecular function: transmembrane transporter activity. Lineage: Eukaryota; Fungi; Ascomycota; Eurotiomycetes; Eurotiales; Aspergillaceae. The transcript has 4 exons. The record is from RefSeq and is a predicted model, not a curated record. Bases 1 to 1386 code for a protein of 461 amino acids. Gene Ontology annotation, cellular component: fungal-type vacuole membrane.